Molecule: messenger RNA, 1842 nt
Organism: Ascochyta rabiei
Lineage: Eukaryota; Fungi; Ascomycota; Dothideomycetes; Pleosporales; Didymellaceae
Product: Asparagine-rich protein (ARP protein)
Exons: 3
Coding region: 1-1842 (613 amino acids)
Molecular function (GO): 3'-5'-RNA exonuclease activity; RNA binding
Source: RefSeq, a predicted model, not a curated record
AUGGCCUCCCAACCCACCCCCACCCCUCAGGCACCGAACCUCGACCGCUAUGUCGUGAUACACGUGGCCACGACCUGUGACGAGCACGGCGUCUACGUCACCAAGGACUCUGCCGAGGUCAUCGAGCUCGGCUGGAUCUUGCUGGAUGCAAAGUCCUGCGAAGAGCUUCACCGCGAGAGCGUCCUCGUGAAACCCGUCAACACCCCCAUCACUGCGUUGUGCACAAGCUUGACCACCCUCACCUGGGACCAGGUCCGCAACGCUGGCUCCUUCCGCGAUGCCAUCAACCGCUUCGACACAUUCGCCCAAGAGCACAUUCUGCCCAAGAACCUCGAGUUCGCCUUUGUCACCCUCGACUCGUGGGAUCUGCGCGUCCAAUUGCCCCGCGAGGCCCGCGACAAGGCUGUCGUCCUCCCUCCCUACCUCCAACACUCUCGCACCUUCGACCUGCGUACAGAGUACCAGCGCUGGCAAGCCCACCACCCAGAGUCCCUCCCCUUCGGUUCCAGCGCUCUGACCAACAUUUGUGCCGCCCUCGAGGUCGAGCCUGUGCAGUCGUCAGCGCCCAUCAAGCACAACCUUCCCUUUCACCUACAGGCCCUCGCCCCCGCCUCGCCAAGGCGCGCCAUGGAAGAGGCCGUCACCCUGGCAAGAGUGCUCCGUGGUCUCAUCCGCAAGAGCCAACCGCCCCAAGACCACCCGGACGUACUGACCAAGCCAAUGGACGCCCGCGCCGACGUCCGAGCCUUCCUGUCCGAGCGCAGCAAGGUCCUCCACAUGAGCGGUCUCCCUCACGACACCACCCAGUCCGAACUCGAGAGCUGGUUCACCCAGUUCGGCGGUCGCCCCAUUGCCUUCUGGACCCUGCGCACCCCAGAUCAACACAAGCCCACCGGUACCGGCUUCGCAAUCUUCUCAUCCCACGAAGAGGCGGCCGAAAGUCUCUGCAUGAACGGCCGCGCGCUCAACGAGAAGGCCAUUGAGGUUUCGCCUUCCUCCAGCCGUGUCCUGGACCGUGCUGCAGAAAUCAUCACCCCCUUCCCGCCCAGUAAGAAUAGGCCUCGUCCGGGUGACUGGAACUGUCCGUCGUGCGGCUUCUCCAACUUCCAGCGACGCACGGCCUGCUUCCGCUGCUCCUUCCCAGCCAUGCAGCAGGGCGGUCCUCAAGGAGGCGACCCUAUGGGCUAUGGCGGUGCCUACGGCUAUGCUCACCCCGGCAUCAUGGGCCCGCCCCAGCACCACAUGGGAGGACAUGGUCAUGGACACGCCAUGGGCGGUGGCCACAUGCGUGGAGGUACGGGUGUCGUCCCCUUCCGUGCCGGGGACUGGAAGUGCGGCGAGAAUGGCUGCGGCUAUCACAACUUCGCCAAGAACACUGCCUGUCUUCGUUGCGGUGCGAGCCGUGCGGGCGCUGCUGUGGUCGCCGAUAGCGCUUUCCCCUCGCCCAUGGACACACCAUCAAGCUUCGGCAUGGGCCCUCCCUCCAUGGGGGGCACCCCGGGCGCUGGUCCUUACGGCCCUGCUGGGUACGCUCAGGGCGCAUUUCCUCCACAACAAUACGGCGGCCCACCCAGCCAGUACGCUCUGCCAUCGGGUAUGGGCGCCGCUAGCCCUUACCCUCCCAUGGGCGCGCAGUACUCCCAGAAUGGUGCCAUGCACUCGACUCCUUUCGACAGCCGCUCCGCCGAAGCUGCUUUCAGCGCUGCUGACCCAUACCCCAAUCAGGGCGCUCCCAACGGUGGUGGCGACCCCUUCUCUUUCCUUUCUACCGGAUUCAACUCGAUCUCGAUGAACGACGACCGCCGUAACGCGUCCAACUCCGCCAACAAGUCACCGGCGUAA